This is a messenger RNA of Portunus trituberculatus (swimming crab), 4057 nucleotides long. RefSeq names its product oxytocin receptor-like. The coding region runs from base 695 to 2194 and encodes 499 amino acids. The transcript is spliced from 4 exons. Gene Ontology annotation, molecular function: peptide binding; vasopressin receptor activity. Gene Ontology annotation, cellular component: membrane. Gene Ontology annotation, biological process: G protein-coupled receptor signaling pathway. Lineage: Eukaryota; Metazoa; Arthropoda; Malacostraca; Decapoda; Portunidae. The record is from RefSeq and is a predicted model, not a curated record.
CAGGUUCGCAUUGUCAUCACCCCAGCACAUCGUCACUCUCUUGCCUGAUGCUUCCACGAGACUGGCUUUUUGGCAAGCUUAGGGAUGGAGAUAAUUAGGCUCUCAUGAAUGACUAGUGUAAUUAUCUGACGCAGCAGCCAGUGCAGGACAGAUAUAAGGUGUGAACAAGCCGGAAAACAGUUUACGUUGUCAGCGUGUUGUGGUGGUGACCUUCGUGUGACUUACUGAUGACCAGUGUGAUAAAAAAAAAAAAUAUCUCCCUUUGCAGCCAUUCACGUGUGAGAGAAACAUGUGACUGUAUUAACUUUGUAUAUAAAAGGACACAGGAAAACAGUGAUACAGAAACUUUACAUGUUACUUAUUUAUCUAUAUUUUGAAGAUUAUCGUGUGACUUAGCUGCUCGUGACUAAGAAUACUUGAAAUAACUAACUAUACCUUGUGCUGAAAAAUUGCUGGCGUCGAUUUCCUUUAGUCUCGAAAAGUGACUCGGAAAAAAAGAAAAGAACAACAACCCGUGUGGCACUUCAGACUGUCAGACAUCAAGAGGAGUGCAAUCCUGAGGGACUUCGCCAACCUUGAAAGGGACUGCACCUGAACACGCACACCGCCUCUCUUUAAUAGCUCAUGAUGUCCAAGGAGGGGCGGGGCAGCUGAGAGCUGUCCUCGACACUGCCACCGGCUCCUCUUCAGUAUCAUGCCGUGGUCUUUCGUAGAUACCGACGAUUCUGGCGCUUUCUCGUUAACUGCCAAUACGACUAAUGGUUGGUCUGGGACCUCGAAAGAGAGCAAUGAAGACCUGCUACUGGGCAGUAGCGACAAUCAGAGCACGGUGGAUGAAGAAGCAGGGGUGGGAAACAGCUCAGGUGGCGCAGGGGUCAGCGCCAGGGACGAGUCUCUGGUGGUAUGGGAGAUAGUGACGCUGCUCGCCAUCUUUGUGCUCACCGUUCUGGGCAAUGUGGUGGUGUUGUUCAUGCUCUUGGUGCGUCGCAAGAAACUCACCCGCAUGUGUUACUUCAUCCUGAGCCUCUGCGUCUCGGACCUGGUCACCGCCUUCCUCAAUGUGCUCCCGCAGCUCGUAUGGGAAAUCACAUAUAGGUUCCGCGGCGGUGGCUUUCUUUGCAAGGCAGUGAAGUUCGCACAGUUACUUGGACCUUACCUUAACUCGUAUCUUUUAGUAAUGACUGCACUGGACCGAUACCAAGUCAUUUGCUACCCGCUAUCAAACUGUGCCUGGACUCCACGAAGGUCCAAGAACAUGAUCUACCUUGCGUGGGCGUUGGCACUUGGGUCGUGCACGCCGCAGGUGUUUGUGUUCAGCUACCAGGAGGUCGGGGACGGAACGUGGGACUGUUGGGCGUCUUUCAUUCCGCCAUGGGGACCACGAGCCUACGUCACGUGGUAUGCCCUCUCCGUAUUCAUUCUGCCUCUCUUCUUCCUCAUUAUCGUGUACACGUGCAUCUGCCGCACGCUCUGGGUGAACUUCAAACACAAACAGAUGGAUGAGCAGCGGCACCGAUGGCACGACCUGCGGCGACCAAGGCUCCUGGUAAGGCUGAGGACACAAGGGAAUCGUUCCGACGGGGGCGAGGUUUCUACUUGCCUGCACUCGCCACAGCAGGAGAAGAUAAUACCGCUGCUCGACUCAAACUCUUCCACUUCCACUUCCACCGUCCACAGGCUGCCUGCGAAGAAGAUGACAAGAGCGUCCUGCAUGAGGAUCCCGUCAGCCACCAACCCUCGCUCGCACUCCAUCAGAAGCAUCAGCCGAGCCAAGAUCAAAACGGUGAAGCUGACCGUGACCGUCAUCUUCUGCUACGUGAGCUGCUCCGCGCCCUUCAUCUCUGUGCAGCUGUGGCACGUGUGGGACCCCGACGCUCCUACUUCGCCCUUCUACAGCGGCGCGGCUUUCACCAUCCUGAUGCUGCUGUCGUCCCUGAACAGUGUUGUCAACCCUUGGAUCUUCCUCGCUUUUAAUGAAAACUUGUCGCAAAUAUUGCGAAGUUUGUGCACCUGCCGGUUCAAUAUCAGAUGGGGACCUUGGGCUACCCACACCUUCAGAAGCUCAGAUAGCAACAAGAAUUUGAGACUAACGGUGUUCACGACCACGGAGGCGGAGCACCAGGCUGCCUCUCACAAGCCAUCGCUCUCUCCGGGCCAUACCGUCACCCUUUGUGAGAGUAGCAACGGCUGCUAAUCUCAACUCCUGGCUUUGUAGGAAGCAGAGGCGCGCGGACAUUAGAUAUUCAUUUUAGUACUGUUAUCAAAAAUACUUCCAGAUUAUACUGCAAGUUCUCUUUUCGACUUAUUGUGUGGGUAAUAAAUAGUGUUUGUGAGACUUUGCCAAGGUUUGGCAAAGGAGGUGAACAAAUAAGACUCCAGGAUUUCAGCCCAGGUGAAGGAAGCUGGAGGAUUUCACGACAAUAAUGAAAUGUUGAACGAAAAUGUAAUAUGAUUGCCAAGUAACAAAUAAUUUAUUGUGUAGUCUUUCUUUUUCAGUUCCGUGAAUGAAUGAAUGCCACAGAAUUUUCAAUCCUGAUUUGGAAGGAUGAAGCCUAUCCGAGUAGGAGUCCUGCUGGAGUGUUAACAAGGCUGCAAACGCACCUCUCACCAGCCCUGAGUGUCACUGAGCGUCCCGUCGCGGCUCUCGAGGGGGACGAGCGAGUCGGCGAGGCACUGCUUUGACCUUCAGAGCUGUGACAGAUUGACUGAAAAAGUAGAACUUUAAGCAGGUUGCCUUUUCGUUAUAUAAUAUGCCCAGGCUUUGCGGGGGCGUGGCCGGGCCUGUCGUAUUAAGUGUUCUCUUUGCGGUACUGUGUGUGUGUGUGUGUGUGUGUGUGUGUGUGUGUGUGUGUUCUUGGCUCCGUGCUUAAUGAAAAUAAAAUACAAUAACAGGAAUCGUCGAGGUGUUCAGUGUGUGAAUAUUGGUAUAAAAAUAUUCAUGGAUGUACAUAAAAGUUAUCGAGUGUGUUUAUGGAAAGCACCAGCUUGGGGAAGACCUGGUGUGUGUGUGUGUUUGUGUGCAUGUAUUUAUAUUUCUCGAAGUCUUAAUCUCUCUGACCUCCAGCUGUUAUCAUACUGGAAGGAGGUGAGACCAUAGAGACCGAUUUAUGAGAACUGGAACAGGACACAACAUAGAGCACACGCCCCAUCUCUUGUUCAGAGGGACAGUAACUGCUCAAUGUUAGUUAAAAUUCCUUAGUGUUCUGAGCGGAGUUCGAACCUAUGUUUGUCAAUUAGCAGACUGGGCAAAUUGUGUUUGUAUGUGCGCGUGUCUCUGCCUUGUGGACAGUGGGUGUACAUUAAUAAUGAGUGCACUCCAUCUAGUUUUAUGUAAAUGCGCUUAAUGCAAUUGUACAAAAAGAUUUCGAUUCUCUCUCCCAUUACAAGUACAAGAUUUCUGAAAUGAAUUACCGUGAACAAAGGACUAAAAUCUUUCUUUCCAUUGAAGAGGAAGGGAGUUGCAAGCAUGGCGGGUGGAUUAAUGAAAGGACAAAGGAUAAAGAUAGUGAGUGGAACGCACGUAACGGAAUGCGACUGGAAUGCAUAAAAUACGCCAAUGAAGAGAAGAUAAGAGUGCCAGACUGUGCAGCUGCGUGAAAAAUGUAUUAUGUACUCCAAGUUAAAUGCAUGGCUUUUUAUUACAGAUCGCGCUAUGAGUCUGAAGCUCAACAUGUAAGUAUGGACUUUAGGAAUGCAUGUACAUACGUGUGUGUAUGUGUAUGUGCGAAGAUAAUAUGUACAUGAAGUGUAAAAAGUGUCAAAGUUUGAGUUUGUACUUGCGUCAUGUUCCCAAACAGGAGAGGAAAGGAAGAGAAGGGAAGGAAAGAGAUAAACACAACGGGCCGUGUUUCAAACCAAUUGUGACCAAGUGAUAGUGUGUGAUAGGAAUGGUCUACGUAGUUUCCGUAUAGCGAACUUCAGUUCCAUUCAUCUCCAUAUCCUUUUCUCUCUACGUAAUAGUAAUAAAAUACCCACUAAUAAUAAAGUAUGUAGGUAAGUGUUGUUGAGUGAUGAUAAAUAUAAUUACAUGUGUUCAGAACUUACUCAAUAAAUAUGC